GGUUUUGGUCCUCUUGGCCGCGACUUUCGACGCUGGAUGAUCAGUUUUUGGUUAGCAGCUGUACCUUCACCACUCAGCCGGCUCUCCGGGAUAACGGAGACGGGACACAUCGCUGACCUGGCUGCAGUCACGCCGCAAGAGAACUCGGCGGAAACAAGAACUCAUUCGACAAUACUGCCAAACAGACCACCGACAUGGCGAGCAUAAUUCACCAGAUAAUCAGCAACUACGACGAGAUCGAGGAGAUCAACAGCGAGAUAAAGGUGCCAACAUGGCCGUUGAUGGGGUCCCCUGGACCGAUGCUGACCAUCGUUGGCUGCUAUUUGGCGUUCAUUUUGAAGGUCGGGCCACGAAUGAUGGAGAAGAAACCCGCCUACCAAUUGUCCAAUGUUAUGAUCGCUUACAACGCAGUCCAAGUCGCCUUGAGCUUCUUCCUCGUUAUGCGGGUAUUUCAACCAGGUAUAAUAGGUGUGAUUCUCUCGCCGAGGUGUGGUAAAUCGCAACACGCAAAGCUGGACAUGCCUCUUCAGCUCGCAGUGUCAACGACUGCCUGGUGGUACCACAUUGCGAAGAUGGUCGAACUUCUCGACACGGUGUUCUUCGUUCUCCGUAAGAAGCAGAAUCAAAUCACCUUCCUCCACAUCUAUCAUCACACAAUGACUGCCGUCGUCUCGUGGAUUUAUGUCAGGCUGCUCCCUGGCGAGCAAUGCGUUCUUCUUGGCCUGCUCAACUCGUUCGUGCACGUUGUCAUGUACACGUAUUACCUGCUCACCGCGUUGGGCCCGCAGUACCAGAAGUACCUGUGGUGGAAGAAGUACAUCACCUGGCUCCAACUGGUGCAGUUCGCCAUAGUGCUGAGCUACCUGUUCAUGGUGCUGGUUCGGGACUGCCAAACGCCGAAGCCGCUCACGUACUUCAUGAUGGCGAACAUGAUAAUCUUCCUGUACCUGUUCGGUGACUUCUACAGGAAAGCUUACAAGCCGAAGAAAGUCUAACCGGAAUUCCAGAGCUGUGGCGCCCUCUGCGCCGAUUCGCGACGACAGUUAGGUCGACGAGCCUGCGCAUUCGGUAACACGGUCCAACGAAUUCCUAGCCAACGAGAGAGUGACUAAGUGGACAAUCUCCUGCCCCAAUUAAUUACCGAAAUCGUUUAAACGUUCGAACGAUUCGGUUCCAGCAACGACCCGAUUCGAUCCGAGUAAUUCCGUUUAAAUUCGAAGAACUAGUUUAUGGAACUAGGCCGGACGUGUUCGGACAAGCUCGUAGCGCGCCAUCGAACUGGGCCAGGUAACCGGAAAACGUGGAAAGGUGGGCGAGCAUAAUUGUUCCCGAAUCUCGAAAGCUAACGGGCCAGCCGGCGAUCCAGGCCAGUGGGACCGGCCGGAGACGCGACCGCGACUCAUCUUUGCCUUGCUCGGGUGGGGGGGACGAACGAAGAAAGCCUAGACCGAGCCCACAUCGCUCGAGGCUCGCUCGGUCCAAGUCGACUGUGACCCAAAUACGAGCCGGCUAAAGAGAGAAAGAGAGGCGUCGCUUUCGCUCACUUGUCGCCAGCCGAUUCAUCAACCUGCUAACUCGAUCCCACUCUGUCUACUCGCUCGGUCAUGCUCCACGAAGUCGGUUUUACGGUAGAUUUGACGAUGUAGGUGACCUUUCGGUAAUUUGCAUUUUUUUUUAGCGAACCCUGGAGGCGACGAUAUUUAUUGAGAUUUUUAGGACGUUGACGUUUCGAUGCGGUGACUAGCUCUGUUUUGGCUGAGUGAUACUAUUUUUUUGGACAUUGAGAAAUAACUGAGACCUAACCUAGAGCUAACCUAGACUUAAUGUAGGCCUAACUAAGACAAAUAUGUACGCUUUUAAUCUCUUAGCUGAGCGAUGCAAUUUUUUGGACAUUGCGAGACGUAACCUAGACCUAACACAGAUCUAAUACAGAUCUAACUUAGAACCUAAUCUAAAAACUUAGACCUAACACAGACCUAAUACAGAUCUAACUUAGAACCUAAUCUAAAAACCUAGACCUAACACAGACUUAAUACAGAUCUAACUUAGAACCUAAUCUAAAAACUUAGACCUAACACAGACCUAAUACAGAUCUAACUUAGAACCUAAUCUAAAAA
Molecule: messenger RNA, 2117 nt
Organism: Megalopta genalis
Lineage: Eukaryota; Metazoa; Arthropoda; Insecta; Hymenoptera; Halictidae
Gene: bond
Product: elongation of very long chain fatty acid james bond protein
Biological process (GO): fatty acid elongation, polyunsaturated fatty acid; sphingolipid biosynthetic process; fatty acid elongation, monounsaturated fatty acid
Cellular component (GO): endoplasmic reticulum membrane
Molecular function (GO): fatty acid elongase activity
Source: RefSeq, a predicted model, not a curated record